GUGACCCUAGGUAUCACCGACGAGGCCGGCCAGGUCAACGAGGUCUUUGCUGCCAUCUCCAUCGGCAUCAUGGUCGACUGUGGCGCCCACAUCGUUCUCGUGGGCGAUCCCGGGCAGCUCCCGCCAACGGUGCAGUCCGGGUGCCACCCCGACGUCCUUAGCUUCUCCAGGUUCGCUUACUACGACGAGAAGAUCGAGUCAGGCCUCAUCGCACCACUACAAGACCGUCCCAUUGUCAACGGGCUUCCGUGGGUCAAGCACCGUCCACUGGACAACGGGCGACUGGAUCAUGUCGCCAAACAGCAAGGAAAAGACGUGGACGAAUUCAUGGGCGAGAUCUGCGACCUACGCGCCGAGGGGGCGAUGCCUGGAGACGUCUCCCGUGUGCUCAUGAUCGACAAUCCACGUGCGGACAGCGCCUCCGCUAUCAAGAGCGGCUGCGCCGACCUCCACGGCGCUGCCACAUGCCUUGAAGUUGUUCGCGCGCUUGGCCCCGCCAUGCUUAACUUUGAACCAACCGUCGAGGUGAUCGCCCCCAACGCGGCGCAGCGGACCGUGCCGUGCGGCGGGUGGCCGCAGGGCAAGAGUGGUUUCUGGAAGAACGCCGCGCUGGCUGAAUCGAAGCAGG
Prorocentrum cordatum is the source of this 628-nucleotide messenger RNA. NCBI's taxonomy places the organism in Eukaryota, Dinophyceae, Prorocentrales, Prorocentraceae. The record is from the annotation of a GenBank genome assembly.